AUGGAAAAAACAUUUACGUUUCAUGUUCAUUUACCAAAAUAUGUCGAAAAAUAUGGAAUUCCUAUAGUUCUUGGUAAUGUAAAAGAAUUAGGACUUUGGAAAAAUCCCAUUGUACGACUUUCUCGACCAUUUCCUCAAAAUCCAACAUAUUGGCAAUCUAAUCCGAUUACUAUUUCGUUAUUAAAUUUUGGUAUUCAAUACAAAUUUGCUGUUUUUUUGACGCCCAUUUCUCCUGGGGAAACAAAAGUUGCAUUCGAAGGAUUCAGUAUUAAAGACAGUCGCACUUUGGAUAUUUUAAGAAAUGAACAAUUCGGUAUAUGGAAAAGUAAUGAAUUUCUUUUGUUAUCCAAUACUUUAGACGACUUUGCUUUCGUUGAUUGUAUUUAUAAUACAAUCACAGUUAAUAACCUUAAAGACAAAAUUAUGGAAUAUCAGCAUUUAUUAACUAUUUACAAUGAUUUUAUGAUUCGGGCGUCAAAUCUUGAAUUUAUUGUCAAUCGUAUUGAUGACAGUUCAAGAGAACAACGACUCUUCAUAUGUCUUCUCUUGGG
Molecule: messenger RNA, 551 nt
Organism: Funneliformis geosporum
Lineage: Eukaryota; Fungi; Glomeromycota; Glomeromycetes; Glomerales; Glomeraceae
Source: the annotation of a GenBank genome assembly